AUGUUAGGAGCCGCUUUUCGUCAACGUGCCGGUGUGAGAGUCGCCCAACAGGUGAGACAAUUGUCAAUUCAUGAGUUUCGGUCAGCUGAGUUGUUGAGGCAGUACGGCGUUGGCACGCCUCGAGGCCAAGCGGCUACAUCCGCAGAUGAGGCGUUCGAAGUUGCUAAGAAGCUGAACACGGAUAGAUUGGUGGUGAAGGCGCAGGCACUUACCGGUGGUAGAGGCAAGGGGCACUUCGACACUGGAUUCAAGAGCGGAGUGCAUAUGUGUGGCAGCCCGGAGGAAGCGCGCGAGCUUGCUGGCCAGAUGUUGCAGCACAAGCUGAUCACCAAGCAGAGCGGACCCCGUGGUAAGCUAGUGAGCGCCGUGUAUCUGGUGGAGCGAGUCGACGCGAAGCACGAGGCGUACCUGUCGAUCCUGUUGGACCGGAAAACCAAGAAGCCGCUGAUUAUCUGCUCGAGCGAAGGUGGUAUGAACAUCGAGGAGGUUGCUGAGAAGAACCCGGACGCGAUCAAAAAGUUCUACAUCACGCCUUCCGAGGGGAUCACGGACGAGACCUGCCAAGCCGUCAGCGAGAACCUCGGAUUCAGCAAGGAAGCGCAGCCGGAGGCCGCGCAAGCGGUCAGGAAACUGUACCAGAUCUUCACCGAGCGCGACGCGACGCAGAUCGAGAUCAACCCGUUCAGCGAAGUCGCCAACAGCGAGCGCAAAGUGAUGUGCAUGGACGCCAAGUUCGGCUUUGACGACAACGCGUCGUUCAAGCAGAAGGACGUUUGGGCUUGGAGAGAUCUCUCGCAGGAGGACCCCGACGAAGUGGUCGCCAAGCAGUACGACCUGAACUUUGUCAAGUUGCAAGGUAACAUCGGAUGUCUGGUCAACGGCGCCGGGCUCGCCAUGGCGACGAUGGACGUGAUCAAGCUGUACGGCGGAGACCCAGCCAACUUCCUCGACUGCGGCGGCGGCGCCACGCCUGAGACGAUCAAGAAGGCGUUCGAGCUGAUCCUCUCGAACAAGAAGGUCGACGCCAUAUUCGUGAACAUCUUUGGCGGCAUCGUCCGCUGCGACUACGUUGCCGAGGGUCUCGUCAACGCGGCCAAGGAGCUCGGCGUCACCGUGCCCAUCGUCGCCCGUCUGCAGGGCACCAAGCUCGAGGAGGGCCAGCAGAUCAUCCGCGACAGCGGUCUCAAGAUCUUCUCGUUCGACGAGCUCGACCCGGCCGCGCAGAAGGCCGUCCAGCUUGCCAACGAACACCACUCUUCCGCAAAGAAAUGA
Messenger RNA from Torulaspora globosa, 1272 nucleotides. It is a transcript of the gene LSC2, whose product is annotated as succinate--CoA ligase (GDP-forming) subunit beta. The record is from RefSeq and is a predicted model, not a curated record. Lineage: Eukaryota; Fungi; Ascomycota; Saccharomycetes; Saccharomycetales; Saccharomycetaceae. Gene Ontology annotation, cellular component: mitochondrion; succinate-CoA ligase complex. Gene Ontology annotation, molecular function: succinate-CoA ligase (ADP-forming) activity; ATP binding. The coding region runs from base 1 to 1272 and encodes 423 amino acids. Gene Ontology annotation, biological process: tricarboxylic acid cycle; succinyl-CoA metabolic process. The transcript has a single exon.